Amorphotheca resinae ATCC 22711 is the source of this 282-nucleotide messenger RNA. RefSeq lists its product as hypothetical. NCBI's taxonomy places the organism in Eukaryota, Fungi, Ascomycota, Leotiomycetes, Helotiales, Amorphothecaceae. The transcript has 3 exons. The coding region runs from base 1 to 282 and encodes 93 amino acids. The record is from RefSeq and is a predicted model, not a curated record.
AUGGCAGCAGGACGCCAUAUAUGUGAUUUAGCAAUUAGAUUCACAGCGGUAGGGCAAAAGGGCGAGAAGAUCGUUGACGGCAUCAAGGUCCGCGUAGGGGUUUCGAUGUGCAUAGACGUUGUGGUGGAUAAUAUUGCGACGGCUCUGGACAACUUGAUGAAGAUAGAACGGGAGUCGAAGGCUGCAAAGAAAGCUUCUGAUGUAGCCAAGGCAAAGAAAGACAGAAUGCUGGACGCCUUGCGGAACUACGAGGACAGUCUCCGUGCCUGGAUCCAGAAGUAG